ACUCAUCUCUACAUCAGGCUGGAUUGUAUACAUACUCUAUACAGACAGUGUAACAACAUUCUUCUUCUUGUCCAGGAAGUUUUGAUAACAAGGUAAGUUUGAUAACUUGGGGAGGAGGAAUUUAUUAUAAUACAAUAUGCAUUAGUAUGUAAUAUAAAGUAUUUUACAUUAAGUCUUUAAUAUGAAACAUUGAUGAUUUUUCUUAAUCAUUGCAUUAUCAGGAUUAAUUUAGAAGUGUUCAGAAACAGCUUAUCUAUUCACUUUAAUUUUUAUACGGUAAAACAGAUAUGUAUGAAAAUACCCUCAAAUAAAAGGUGACAUUCUGUACUGUUGCCUCAUAUGAUUUUGAUUUUUUCUCAAAUCCAAAAUGUUGGAGUAGAGAGUCAAAUAUUGAAUUUUAGCUUUACUGUCCAAGUACAGACGGAGGGGAGUGUAUUCAGUAAUAUUGUAAAAAGUUAUGUACAAUGUUUGGUUUGGUUUAAUAUAUAAAGACUUAUGACAUUUUAUUAAAUAACAGGGUAAUACUUAGAUCACAGUAAAAACGAACUACAAGUUCUAAAGUAAGGCACUGUUGAAUGCAAAAUGCCUGAAAUGUGUUUUGCAAUGCAAGUUCUUGCAUGGUGCGAAAUGCUUUCAACAGUAUUUUCUCUCUUUUAAAGGGUCAAGGUAUGUCCUCUGCAGCUUUGCAUGGCUUUCUACGGCCUGCUGUAAUUGGCAGCUUGGUAGUGGUGUGUUUCCUAGGUACAUUAUUGAUGUACUACACACCCAUCACCAUCUCCCUCCCAUGCCCUGCAGACCAGGCAUCCCAGAAGGGUAAGGCUUUCUGUGCUUGCCCUGGUGUACAACAGGAAAGGAACCAGACACAGGUGCCCAACCAAACCCCCAAGACACAUGACCAGCAUGCCCAGACUCAAGCUGAGGAUGGCGACAAAGACACUAUAGUCUUGAUCUGGAUGUGGCCAUUUGGUUUUAAGUUUGAUCUGCACUCUUGUGCCUCCUUCGACAACAUCAAAGGUUGUCGUCUAACAGCAAACAGAAGCCUUUACCAGAAGGCAAAUGUCGUCAUGUUCCAUCAUAGGAACAUCGCCACGAACCUGGAAGACAUGCCACAAGAGCCACGUCCAUGGUUCCAAAAAUGGGUAUGGUACAAUAUGGAAUCACCAACAUACACAAACAGGAUCCCUGGUCUUGACCACUUGUUCAAUUUGACUGCGAGUUAUCGACUGAGUUCUGAUAUUUAUGUGCCUUAUGGGUUGCUCGUUGAGGUGACCAGCGAUGAUAAAAUCUUUGAGCUGCCGAAGAAGGACAAAUUAGUCUGCUGGGUUGUGAGCCACUGGAACACAAACCACAAAAGAGUAUCGGUCUUCAAUGAGCUUAAUAAGCAUGUGAAGGUAGAGACCUUUGGGCGACAUUUUGGUAAAUACAUAGAGGACAAGGGACAGAUUGUGUCAAGCUGUAAAUUCUACCUGGCAUUCGAAAACUCUGUCCACCAAGACUAUAUGACAGAGAAGCUGUUUAACACCUUGAUGUUGGGAGCGGUGCCUGUUGUUCUCGGUCCACCCAGGCAAAACUACGAAGCCGUUGUCCCAGGGGAUUCUUUCAUCCAUGUGGAUGAUUUCUCUUCUCAAAAGGAACUGGCGGAUCGGCUUCUUUUCCUCGACAAGAAUGAUAAUGAGUACUUGAAGUACUUUAGCUGGCGAAGGAACUUUAAAGUACAGGGAGGGCAAUUUGGAAAUGAGCAUGCUUGUCGAUCAUGUGGUUACGUUCAAAAGAAUAAAGGAUACAGAGUUUUUCAUAAUUUUAAUACAUGGUUUUGGGGCUGAUUGGUCUUCUUGCAAUGGUCAACAAUCCGGCUUUAUGAAGAGUACUGCACCUUGGAAAUGCCAACCUAAAUGUUUAAGGCUUAGAUCAGCUAUAAUAUUGCAUAUAAAUUGUGGGUUCCAUCAAUAUAAUUGUCUGCAUCAUUUCCAAUC
Molecule: messenger RNA, 1973 nt
Organism: Coregonus sp. 'balchen'
Lineage: Eukaryota; Metazoa; Chordata; Actinopteri; Salmoniformes; Salmonidae
Source: the annotation of a GenBank genome assembly